AUGUCAUCAUCAAACCGCUUUUUGAUCUGGGGAGGAGAAGGUUGGGUUGCUGGACAUCUCAAGACUCUCCUCGAAAGUCAGGGAAAGGAAGUUUACACCACCACUGUUCGCAUGCAAAAUCGCGAAUCUGUCAUUGCAGAAAUUGAGAAAAUCAAGCCAACCCAUGUUCUUAACUGUGCUGGCUGCACUGGACGCCCCAAUGUCGAUUGGUGCGAGGAUAACAAGGAGGAGACGAUUCGAAGCAAUGUUAUCGGAACGUUGAACUUGACUGAUGUUUGCUACUUGAAGGGUAUUCACAUUACCGUCUUCGCUACAGGAUGUAUCUAUACCUAUAACGAUGAGCAUCCAAUUGGCGGACCUGGAUUCUUGGAGACUGAUCCAGCCAACUUUGCUGGCUCAUUCUACUCAGAAACGAAGGCCCACGUCGAGGAGGUUAUGAAGACAUACAACAACGCCCUUAUCCUCCGACUUCGAAUGCCCGUCAGUGAUGACCUUCACCCCCGAAACUUCGUCACCAAAAUUGCCAAAUAUGACCGUGUAGUCGACAUCCCCAACUCGAAUACCAUUCUCCACGAUCUUCUCCCUGCUUCCAUCCUCAUGGCCGAGCACAAAGAUACCGGUAUUUACAACUUUACCAACCCAGGAGCCAUUUCUCACAACGAGGUUUUGGCCCUCUUCAAGGAAUAUGUGAGACCCGAUUUCACAUGGAAGAAUUUCACAUUGGAGGAACAAUCCAAGGUCAUCAAGGCGGGACGAAGUAAUUGCAAGUUGGAUACUACCAAGUUGGUCAAGAAGUUGGGCGAGUAUGGGUAUGAGGUCCCAGAAAUUCACGAGGCGUACAAGGGAUGUUUCCAAAGAAUGGCUGCUGCCGGUACCAAAUAG
This is a messenger RNA of Botrytis sinoallii, 882 nucleotides long. RefSeq lists its product as uncharacterized. Gene Ontology annotation, molecular function: methionine adenosyltransferase regulator activity. Gene Ontology annotation, biological process: S-adenosylmethionine biosynthetic process. Lineage: Eukaryota; Fungi; Ascomycota; Leotiomycetes; Helotiales; Sclerotiniaceae. The record is from RefSeq and is a predicted model, not a curated record. The coding region runs from base 1 to 882 and encodes 293 amino acids. Gene Ontology annotation, cellular component: methionine adenosyltransferase complex. The transcript is spliced from 3 exons.